Enhydra lutris kenyoni (northern sea otter) is the source of this 1348-nucleotide messenger RNA. RefSeq names its product HIG1 hypoxia inducible domain family member 1B. The transcript is spliced from 4 exons. Lineage: Eukaryota; Metazoa; Chordata; Mammalia; Carnivora; Mustelidae. The coding region runs from base 568 to 867 and encodes 99 amino acids. Gene Ontology annotation, biological process: mitochondrial respirasome assembly. The record is from RefSeq and is a predicted model, not a curated record. Gene Ontology annotation, cellular component: mitochondrion.
AGGCAGGGGUUCGGCAAUGGCAAAGAACUUGGCAAGAGAUGGAAAUGGGAGCAGUUCAGGGACCAGAAUUAGUUCCAUUAGUACUAAUGUCCAAAAUCUAUGCUAAAUUAUUCACAAAUCAAUGUCCACUCAUUUUAGUCUUUGGCUCUGGUGAUUCAGUAACCAGUGCUCUAACACUGGGAUGACUCUGGCUCCCUGGGGCCAGAUCCCGUUCUGUAGCUCCCUCAGGAACAACCGUCACAGAUUCAAGGCCAGUGGGGGUCCCAAGGCUCAAGGCCUGUUCCUCCCACCCUCAUCUGCAGAUUUUUCCAGCUGCUUUUCUUGACCCAAGGACCACGUAGGGAUACAAAUGGAAGUUUGGGGACGGGAGGGGAGAGCAGGGAAAAGUGAAGUCAGAAUGAGCAGAGGAAGAGGCAUAUGUUAGAAAGAAGGGAUGGGAGAAAUGGCACUAGUGGUCCAGCCAUCUGACACAGGAGACUUGGGACGUCUUUUCAAGUAGUGACUGUGUUGGGGCAUGGACUGGGCUGAAGCCUCAGAGACCCAGCUGAAAACCCUGGGGCCAGGAUCAUGUCUGCAAACAAAGGCUGGUGGGCACCACCUGAGGGAGAAGACAGUGUGUCUCAGAAGUUCCUGAGGAAGACCAGGGAGUCUCCACUGGUGCCUGUCGGCUUAGGAGGCUGCCUGGCAGUGGUAGCCUACCGGAUUUAUCGGCUGAAGGCCCGUGGUUCCACCAAGAUGUCCAUACACCUGAUUCACACCCGUGUGGCCGCGCAGGCCUGUGCCGUGGGUGCGGUCAUGCUAGGUGCUGUGUACACGAUGUACAGAGACUACGUCAAGAGAUCGGCACAGGACCCCGGGGAGAAAUAGGACUCCUGGGGCAGCCAGAGCCUCGUCCAUCAAUCCCUGGUACGUUCCUAAUAAAGCAGUUUUGAAGAAAAUCAAGUCUCUUCUUCACAUGGGGGAUAGUAGAGUAAGGGACCGAUAGCAGUGUGUGUCUGUGUGUCUGUUUGUGCGUGUGUAUGGUUUAGAGAAAGGUUUAGAAGUCAGAGUCCUGGACUGAAGCCCCCAGCCCCAGGGCAAGGGAGAUUCUCCAGGGACAAGAGCCUCUGGUCCCAGAAGCCUGACACCUCCCAAGCCAGCCCAGGUGCUAAGCAGAAGGAGGAAAGUAAAGAGGCAAGUGCGGGAGGGGGAAGGGCAGAGGUAAGAAAGGGGCCUCAACAUUCACGGGAGCACUGACUAGAGAGACCGGCAUCCCUCCCACCACAGGCUGCUGCCCAGGGCAUCCAGGCAGGAAGACUGCAGCUGGGAGAAGAGACAUAGGAGACGACAUAUAUUCAGAACCCAAGUG